This is a messenger RNA of Penicillium soppii, 687 nucleotides long. RefSeq lists its product as uncharacterized. Gene Ontology annotation, cellular component: COPII-coated ER to Golgi transport vesicle; endoplasmic reticulum membrane; Golgi membrane. The transcript is spliced from 2 exons. Gene Ontology annotation, molecular function: COPII receptor activity. NCBI's taxonomy places the organism in Eukaryota, Fungi, Ascomycota, Eurotiomycetes, Eurotiales, Aspergillaceae. The coding region runs from base 1 to 687 and encodes 228 amino acids. Gene Ontology annotation, biological process: endoplasmic reticulum to Golgi vesicle-mediated transport. The record is from RefSeq and is a predicted model, not a curated record.
AUGUGGAUCUUACCGUUAGUGGGAUACUUUGGCGUGGUUGUCGGGUUUGCAUUUCUUACUCUGGCCAUUGCUUCGGGACUCUACUACCUAUCCGAACUCGUUGAAGAACAUACCGUUUUUGCUCGCCGGCUUUUGACCCGUCUUAUCUACGCCAUCAUUGCGGUUCAGGUUCUUCUCAUGAUAAUCGACCGUUUCCCCGUGUCAUUAUCUGUACUGAGCAUUGUUUCGCACCUGGUCUACGCCAGCAACUUGCGCCGGUUCCCUAUUGUGAAAUUGUCCGACCCUCUUUUCAUACUUUCCUGCUUCCUUGUCGGCCUCAACCAUUGGCUAUGGUUUCGUCAUUUCUCGAAGCCCCUACCCCCGUCGAACAACUGGCGUCAGCCGUAUGGAGUCAACUAUGAAGAGAUGCCCUCUUUCUCGGAAGUGGCAUCAUACUUUGGACUCUGCGUAUGGCUGGUUCCAUUUGCUCUAUUCGUUAGUCUGAGCGCAGGAGAUAAUGUGUUACCUACCAUGGGCUCUGUCGCCGGAGACCGUCCCGCAGGUUUAGGUCAUAGUCGUGGCACAUCCGAUGGCAAAUCCAAGAACAAGGGAAUGGCCAAAGCUUUGGUCGAUGGUGUUCGAGACUGGACAAGGGAAAACGGUGAACUCAUGGGUUUCUGGAGGGGAGAGCAAACGAGACGUUUCUAG